AAUUUGAGGUCGGUGGGCGGGUCGAGGACCAGGAUCUGCUCGUGCUUCGCCAUGGCCCCGGAGGCGGACGCCAUCGGAGAGACAGCGCAGAGCGGGGGCGCGCCCGCGGCGGCGGUUUGCUGGCUGGGGGCGGGGGGCGGCGGCGGCGGCGGCGGCGGCGGCGGCUCGGCCGAGCUCUACGAUGGGGCCGGCUCACGGCGCCCGAACCCCCGACGCCUGCCGCUCUGUGGCCGGACCCCUGGGCCGCCCGCUGGGUCAGCAGCUCCGGGCCUCACAACUGACUCAACCCCACACCAGCCGCCGCGGCCACGCGCACUGCGAUCCUCGGCACCCCACGUGACGGCCUCUGCGUGCUUACGUGCGCGCCCCGGCGGCCGGGGGCCCCUAGCGCCCGUCCCGCCCUCCAGUCCUGCCCUGCGCGGCGCCGGCCACUGCGCCUGCGCGCUCGGGGCCUCGCGGCCGCUCGGAGCUCGAACUGUCAAGGGAACGGGUGUGGAUGGAGGGCGGAGCGAAGCCCCGUGGCAGCGACGCGGUGUGCACCGCGGGGCGGGAGGGCGCAAUCCUCGCUCACGUUUAGUUCCGACGGCGAAGCUGGAGAACCGGCUGUUAGCAGCGCAUUACUGUCUUCCAAGUGGGAACGCUUAAGAGAAGGAGAAAGUAGUCAGGCUCACUCACUACAACUCCCGGCAUGCCCGUGGGGCCCGGUCUUUUUGCGGCACUGCGUGAUGCUUGCCGGGAGUUGUAGUACUGGCUGUGGGUGGGCGGGAAGGGUGAUGAGGUCCGUUGGAGGCGCUUGGGGUGGGCCGGCUGACAGCCGUUUUUGGCUCUCAGCGUCUCGUCUGCGCUGAAAAACAAAAAAAUUAAAAAAAAAAAAUUUAAAAAAAACUUUUGAAAACUGACCUGAGGUCCCCCGCCUAGAAAUAUAAAACCAAGAUUUCUGAAAUUUCUAAGUCCACCCAUCCCUCUACAUUCUCCGUCGUUUUCCAGCGGAACGUCUGCCGCUUCCUGAAUUGCAUCCAGCGAUGCGGAGCCGACGGAGGAAGCUGCCCCGGGUCAGGAAGCCGCCGCCGUCGGGGAGCCCUGACGAAGCACCCUUACCCAGCUGCAAGUGGGGGUCCCCACCCACCCCGUUGGGUUGCGGGCGCCUGGUCUUCGGUUUUGUCAAGUGACGGGCCCAAGCCACGUUGUCGUGUUGGAAGCGAGUUCGGCGGAUGGUCAAACUGAGCGAGGGAGGAAAGCCCCGGGAGCGAAGGUGUGACGGUGGAUGUGCCGCGACUGAGCCUGAGGUGCGGCGGCCACCGGAGCCCCCAGGAGGCGCCGCAGAGGAGCGGCGGGGCAGCCGCGUUGGUCCGGAAUGAGCGUGGGCACGAGGGCCGCCUCGACCCGCGCGCUCGGUGCAGCCGCGCCCGUGUGGGGUCAGGCCCUGAGGCGGCGCCCGCGGCGGACGCUACCUCCGACGGGCACGCAGCCUAAGCCGUGAGAGCCUCGUUCGAAAGUGCGUUCUAAUUUCCCCUUUCCUCGGAUUUCUUUUCUUUUUUUUUUUUUUUUUUUUCCCCUUGGAUUUAUUUUCGUUCACGAAAUUUAUCUUGAGAUUUCAGUCAUCGUCCAGGGACAAUACCACAACUGGGCGUUUGUCAAGAGAGGCUGACGACCACCGCGUGGGACGGGGUCUCACACGCGAUCAGCGUGAGGAGACGGCCCGUCGGCGGCCACAGACGCCGGGUUUCCGUGGGCAGAUUCGCCUGGGCUGAACCGGCUGCUCCGCCGCCAGAUGGACGUCGUCGCCCCGACCGACCGACCGGAGAGCGUCUGAGGAUCCCGGGCCCGCGUGCUGCGGAAGUUCCCGCGCACUCCCCAGGCGCCGGCGGCUCGCGUUCGCCCUGAAUUCCAUGGGAAGGCUGAAGUGCAUAUGCUCCAGUUUUCCAGCCUGAUGAAGCAGCCCGGGCCUAUUUUUAAGCCAUGACCUUUGAAAUCGACUGUUUUUGUCUCCUCGAGGUGACUUCAGAUAUCAUAUAGUCUUAAACCUCUAUGAGAAUUUAAAUAUCUGGUCAUCUGAGAAUACCUGAAACAUCUUUGGAAUAAUUCCUCUGUUCCUGUUUUAGAGCACUGCAUUGAUAAUGAUUCAGAGUUCUCCCGAAUCAUCGUAUCCCUCAUUGAACAGUUCACUAUUGAAGAGGUUUCUGCUUUGGUAUUUAUUAACGUCUUCUAGCAGUUCAAAGAGCUUUACAGACAUCGUCACACCCUUCUCAGAACUACCAAAUAACAGCAAGUUGUACUUUUAUUGUCAAAUAUGGGGAUGAAAACACAGGUUACGUUGUUGGAUAAUUGCAGAGAAUGAGGCAUCAAGGAAGCCAAGAGUGGAUCAGGAAGGAGGUCAAUAGGGUGGAAAUCUGCUGAGCCAUUCUAGAAGGCAAGAACUGCAAACCACUCUCCUGACUAACAGGAUGCUGAGGGUAAAACAGGAAUAAAGCAGUCACUGCACACAAGGAUCUGCCUAAAACAGAGAGAUACGAUAAUUAGAGACUAAUCACAAACUACAAUAUGUACGAGGCCAGAAAGUAUCACAGGGAUGCAAUAUCAUGUAAAUGUGGAUUUGUUGGUAGUACUUAUUGUAGCACAUUUGUAAGACUUCAGUGAGAAAUAUAGAUUCCAAAAGAAGGCAGAUGGGCGCUUCACCAGAUAAAAUCAAGGCUGGAUGAAGAGUUAGAAAAAAAAGACUCAAUCUUGGGGAUUUUUCUUUUUAUAACCACUUAAAGCAGUUAAAACUGUAAGAUUAAUCAUCUUUGUUUAUGAAAAAUCACUUGAAGAAUAUGUGUUUUCUCAAUUAAUCUUUCAUACUGUAAAAGCAGUGUGUGCCAUUGUAACAAAUGACAUAAUCCAAAAAAAGCAUAUGGACAGAAAGUUUCUUCCUACACUUCCCAAUUUCUACUCCACUUACUCCACUUACAGUAACCAGUUUAACUGCCUGAGUUGUGUAUCACUCUAACUUUAUCUAUACUUAUAAAAACAUAGCUAGUUUGCUUUUUUGGUGUACUUUUUUAACAUGAAUUCUAACAUAUUACCAGACCAUUGCUUUAUUCACUUUACAGUGUAUUAUCUGGCCAGGUCAAUAGGCAGAGACCUAACUCAGUUUUUAACAGCUAACUCCAUAGAAUAGAUGAUCCUACUAUAGAACCACUUGUUCCAUUAUUGAUCAACAUGUAAAUUGAUCUAGGCUUUUAUCACAACCAAUAGCACAGCAAUAAACAUCCUUAUGUGCA
Molecule: messenger RNA, 3260 nt
Organism: Canis lupus familiaris (dog)
Lineage: Eukaryota; Metazoa; Chordata; Mammalia; Carnivora; Canidae
Product: homeobox protein engrailed-2-like
Exons: 2
Coding region: 52-645 (197 amino acids)
Source: RefSeq, a predicted model, not a curated record